AUGUGGUGUAUUUUCAAAAUUAUAAUCAUAGUAAUUAUUUUUGAAGCAAAAAGUUUUACUAUAAAAAGAAAUUAUACAAGUCAUUCUGUGUAUAAUGUAAACUUUUUAAAUGAAAUACAAGUAAAUGUUUUUAAAGAGUAUAUUAGCAAAUUCAAUUUAGAUUUAUGGAAAGAUAUAGGGAUUAGGAGGAGGACAGCUGAUGUACAUGUACCACCAAAUAAAAAAGAAAAUUUUACUCAAUUUUUAGAUAAUUUUAAAAUUAAUUAUUAUAUUAAAAUUGAAAAUUUAGGUAAAAUUAUUAGUGAAGAAGAGAAAGAAUUAGGUGAACGAAGUAUUUUUAAAAAAGGGAAUCAUCCUAGUUUAAUGACAAUAGAUGAAUUUCAUGAUUUAAAUGAAAUUGAAAAUUAUAUAGAUUCUCUUGGUAAAACUUUUGAUACAGUAAAAGUAAUAAAAGUUGGAACAUCUUUUGAAAAACGAACAAUUUAUGGAGUUAUAAUAACAAAAAAUAACAGUAUAUCAAAAAAGAAAGUACUUAUAAAUGGGUGUAUUCAUGCUCGUGAAUGGUUGUCAUGUUCUACAAUGAUUUAUAUUAUGAAUGAGUUGACAAAUAAUUCUAAAAAAUAUGAUGAUUUUUUAUCAAAAACUGAAGUUCAUAUUAUACCAGUUGUUAAUGUUGAUGGUUAUGUAUAUACAUGGAGUAAUGAUCGAUUAUGGAGAAAAACAAGAUCAGGACCAUAUAAUGGAUGUUAUGGUGUUGAUCCUAAUCGUAAUUUUGAUUUUAAAUGGAAAUUUUCUGGUUACUCAACAAAUCCAUGUGAUCAAACAUAUGCUGGACCAAAAUCAUUUUCUGAACCAGAAUCAAAAGCUUUAGGAGAUUAUUUAAAAAAUGCUUUUUUAAAUGGAUAUCCAUUUUCAGUUUAUUUUGAUAUUCAUACAUAUUCUGAAAAUUUUAUUUACCCAUAUAGUUAUGAUCAUGUUUAUCCUAAAAAUAUUAAUAAAAUUAUAGAUAUAUCAAAAAAAGCAACUGAAGCUAUUUAUUCAAUUAAUCAGUCAAAUUUUAAUUUUGGAUCAGUAAGUGAUAUUAUUUAUCCAGCAUCAGGAUCAACAAUUGAUUUUGCUACAUCAAUAGCUGGUGUAGAAUAUGCUUUUGCUAUAGAAUUAAGACCAAAUGAAUAUGUUACAAAUGGUUUUAUAAUUUCAAGUAAUCAAAUAAUUGAUGGUGCCUCUGAAGCAUGGGAAG
Strongyloides ratti is the source of this 1240-nucleotide messenger RNA. Its product is annotated as Peptidase M14, carboxypeptidase A domain and Proteinase inhibitor, carboxypeptidase propeptide domain and Proteinase inhibitor, propeptide domain-containing protein. Gene Ontology annotation, molecular function: metallocarboxypeptidase activity; zinc ion binding. The transcript has 5 exons. NCBI's taxonomy places the organism in Eukaryota, Metazoa, Nematoda, Chromadorea, Rhabditida, Strongyloididae. The annotation marks the transcript as partial. The record is from RefSeq and is a predicted model, not a curated record. Gene Ontology annotation, biological process: proteolysis.